AUGGACAACAACCUUUUUACGGCAACGGUGGAAAGGUGGAGGAAAGAAACAUACACAUUCCACCAUCUGGAGGGAGAGAUGACGAUUACGUUGAAGGAUGUGGACAUGCUGACAGAGCUUCCAAUCAAUGGUGAUGCCAUAAUAGAGUGUUCACAGAAACCAUUGAAUGGUUGGGGCCAAUUCAUAAGCGAGCAUUUAGGUAUCAACAUCCCCAAGGAAGCACCACAAGGUUGUCAUGUACCACCUCUACACAAGUCUAUGCUAUCGAUCCAUUGGCUAGUGAGGAACGCUGGUUCGUUGCACGAGGAUGCCACGGAUGCUCAGAAUAGAGAGGUAUGCUCGCAUAUACUGGAUUUGUUUGGUUGGAGAAUUUUUGUUUCCGAAAAAAUCUGGGGGAAAUAUGCAUUGUAUGUGGCUCCGAGUACUUUUAGGAGAUUGGGACGAGAUUGGGAGAAAAAUUUGGGGAUCUGCUUAUUUUGCAAUGAUAUAUGCGGAGCUCUGCAAGUGUACGGACCCGACGGGUGGUGCCAUGUUCAUCCUCCAACUAUGGGUUUGGGAGCACCUUCCAACGUUUGCUCCAAUGUGCCCUGCCGAGAGUUGGGGUCCUGA
Messenger RNA from Linum tenue, 609 nucleotides. The record is from the annotation of a GenBank genome assembly. Lineage: Eukaryota; Viridiplantae; Streptophyta; Magnoliopsida; Malpighiales; Linaceae.